AAUCAGAAUAGAAGCGCACGGGCUUUCCACCGUCCAUCCACGCGAGCAACAUGUCCUCAGACGUGCAACUGCGCGACGGAGCGAACCGAAUGAACACCGGCAUCACGGACACACACCAAGAGAGGAGCGAGACCGCCUGAGAGCAUAUACACUCCAGAUACACCGCAGAUUGCCUUCUCGCCCUGGGGAAUUCUGAUCGUCUGAGGUCGGCUCCGCUAACCGCCAACAGAGCCUUUCAGCAGGAAGCAGGAUUUUCAGCACAGCGCUGCCUUUCCAUGGAGUGUUUCAGACAAGAAGGAGGCGAUUAUUUGGACGUAUACUUUUUUGCGUCUAUAUCAAGGAAAGACUUUGGAAAGCUGCCCGUGGAGAACUGACUAUCUCACAUUAAAUCCACAUUCAAGACAGGUGUGAAGGCUUAUGAGCAGUGCAUUUCCUGAGGGAGCUUUUCCUGAGGCAGGAACAGAUGGACGGAAUAAACUUCACGUUGGGGAAUUCCUCUGAGGGAAAUGAAACGGAGCCAGAAGUGGAGACGAGCUCGUAUAAAACAGUGGAGGUGGUGUUCAUUGUGCUAGUAGCAGGCUCACUUAGCCUGGUAACUGUGGUUGGGAACAUACUAGUAAUGCUCUCUAUAAAAGUCAACAGAAGCCUACAGACUGUCAAUAACUACUUCCUGUUCAGCUUGGCAUGCGCUGACUUCAUCAUCGGGCUUUGCUCUAUGAACCUCUAUACUGUUUAUAUUGUCAUUGGUGCCUGGCCACUUGGCCCUGUAGUGUGUGACCUGUGGUUGGCUCUGGACUAUGUGGUCAGUAAUGCAUCAGUCAUGAACUUGCUCAUUAUCAGUUUUGAUCGCUAUUUCUGCGUCACAAAGCCGCUGAGUUAUCCUGUAAAGAGGACGACUAAGAUGGCGGGGAUGAUGAUCGCUGCUGCCUGGGUGCUGUCCUUCAUCCUCUGGGCUCCAGCUAUUCUCUUUUGGCAGUUUAUUGUGGGUGGACGCACUGUGCCAGAAAGAGAGUGUUAUAUCCAGUUCUUUUCAAACGCAGCCGUUACUUUCGGCACGGCUAUUGCCGCCUUCUACUUGCCUGUAAUUAUCAUGAUGGUGCUAUAUUGGCAAAUCUCUCGAGCCAGCAAGAGUCGCGUGAAAAAGGACAACCGGAAGCCUUCAGGCACCAACACCGCAACCGGAUCUCCAGGACAGAAUCGCAGCAACGCCGCCAACAAGCUGGACAACAACAAUGUGAUGGCCGAGGACCGCGAUAGGAAUCAAACCCAAACUACAGAUGAAAUGACCAACCAGCAUGACAGCAAAAUCCAGAAUGGCAAAGCGCCAUCCACAGCCAGUGGCGAGAAAGAAGCCAAAGAAACCAAUAGGGACAACUGUGUCCCUGUUGAAGAGAAAGAGAGUUCCAAUGACUCCACUUCAGGCAGUGGGGCCACAGCUCAUCAGAAGCCAGAACCCAACAACACUCAGACACCUGCACGGCACCAGGCCAAGACCGGUGCCUCUAAACUUACCUGCAUUAAAAUUGUCACCAAGUCCCCUAAGGGAGACUGUUAUACUCCCUCCAACACCACAGUGGAGAUCGUACCGGCAGCUGAGAAGCAGAACCAUGUGGCCCGCAAGAUUGCAAAGAUGACUAAGCAGCCCCCCAAAAAGAAGAAAGCAGCUCCUUCCCGGGAGAAGAAGGUGACACGCACCAUCAUGGCUAUCUUGGUGGCAUUCGUAGCCACGUGGACACCCUAUAACGUGAUGGUUCUUAUCAAUACGUUCUGCUCCAGCUGCAUCCCAAACACAGUGUGGACCAUUGGCUACUGGCUCUGCUACAUCAACAGCACCAUCAACCCUGCGUGCUACGCUCUGUGCAAUGCCACAUUCAAAAAGACCUUCAAACAGCUGUUGCUUUGUCAGUAUAAAAACAUACGCUCGACCAGAUGAGCUACAAUAUCAGUAUGCAUGUUUGCAUGUAUGUUUAUGUUUUUUGUGCGUCUGUGUAUAGUUUGGAGUGAGUGUAAAAACCGUGGCAGCUGGGUGGGGCUUGGUUUCUUUUGGUUUUUGUAUCGUGUGGGUUCAGUUACUGACACCCUGUUGUAGCACUUUACACACAACACAACCACAACACACGUAGGCAAAUACAGUAGAUCUUUACGCUUUGUAUACAGGAAACCGGAAAAGAUUUAAACGUGACCGACCGUUUAGAGAAACCGACGUGAAGAGAAAAAAAAAAUUGCAGAUUGGAUUUCUAUUAGAUUUUGUAAAAUAGAAAUGUAUAAAAACAAUAUGUUAAAUGUACAAAUAAAUCGCAUGAAUAUACGUAUACAUAAUAUAUUAGUGUGGCAGAAGACUGGAGCAGAAACUCCAUGUUUGUUUGAUAUUAAUGUUAUCUACAUAUAGUAGAGUAGCUGAAAACAGAUUUCAUUUGAGAGAGCAGUAUAAUACUGAAUCUGCUCUUUUAAAGGGACAAUAGGGCUGACUGAACACUCAAACCUAGAGUUUGGACUUCAGUGUAAAAUAAUAUGUGUAAAUACUUGUUUAUAACCUUGUAUAGUAUUUGCCAUUUGUGUGUGUGUGUGUGUGUGUGUGUGUGUGUG
Molecule: messenger RNA, 2586 nt
Organism: Tachysurus vachellii
Lineage: Eukaryota; Metazoa; Chordata; Actinopteri; Siluriformes; Bagridae
Gene: chrm2a
Product: cholinergic receptor, muscarinic 2a
Exons: 4
Coding region: 464-1933 (489 amino acids)
Biological process (GO): regulation of heart contraction; adenylate cyclase-activating adrenergic receptor signaling pathway
Cellular component (GO): plasma membrane
Molecular function (GO): G protein-coupled acetylcholine receptor activity
Source: RefSeq, a predicted model, not a curated record